AACUGUGAUGGGAAUGAAGAUUCAUUAGACCAAUGUCCCCAUAAUAGUUGGGGAUCAAAUUCUUGUUCACAUGGUGAUGACGCGUCUGUAGAGUGUCUAUCAACAGUUCGUAUAGUAGACGGAAAUGAUAUAAAUGAAGGAAGGGUGGAAAUAUAUCACGAAGGAAUAUGGGGAACAAUUUGCGAUGAUUCCUGGGGUAUUAACGAUGCAAAAGUUGUCUGUAGAAUGCUAGGAUAUCCUGGUGCAACGUCAGCUCCUGUGGAGGCCCACCAUGGGGAAGGGCUUGGUCAAAUAUGGCUAAGAAGCGUCGCUUGCUCAGGGGGUGAACAAAGAUUGGAAGAUUGUAAUCACGGUUCCUGGGGGUCACAUUAUUGCACCCAUGCUGAAGAUGCCUCGGUACAUUGUCUUCAUACAGUUCGGCUAGUCAACAGUGGCGUAGCUCACAAAGGAAGAGUCGAGAUAUUUCAUGAUGGUUUAUGGGGAACUAUAUGUGGUUAUUACUAUUGGGGCAUAAAUAAUGCAAAGGUUGUUUGUAAAAUGCUUGGCUUUCCAGACGUUCUAUCAGCACCCACGUCAUCAUUUUAUGGGCCAGGUACUGGUAAGAUUUGGCUUUAUGCUGUCCAGUGCACUGGAUAUGAAGCCACUUUAGAAGACUGCUACAACAAUGGUUGGGGAGACGUUAGUUCAUGCAAUCAUGGAUAUGAUGCCUCCGUUGAAUGUAUUUCAACUGUUCGUAUAGUAAGCGGCAAUGGAAUAAAUGAAGGAAGUGUAGAAAUAUACCACGGAGGAAUAUGGGGAACAAUAUGCGAUGAUGGUUGGGAUAUUAAAGACGCGGAAGUUGUGUGUAGAAUGAUGGGAUUUCCCGAAGCAAAGUCUGCUCCUGUUCGAGCUUAUUAUGGGAAAGGGAUUGGUCAAAUAUGGCUGAGUAGCGUCUCUUGCUCAGGGGAUGAACAAAGGUUGGAAAAUUGCAAUCACGGUUCUUGGGGAUCACAUCAUUGCAGCCAUGAUGAAGAUGCUUCCGUGCAUUGUCUUCCUACAGUUCGCUUAGCUGACGGUCAACUCAACAAAGGCCGCGUAGAAAUAUUUCACGCGGGUGCAUGGGGAACAAUAUGUGAUUUUAGUUGGGAUAUAGAAGAUGCAAGAGUUGUUUGUAGGACGCUUAAGUUUCCAGGAGUUAUAUCUGCACUAAAAAACGCGUAUUAUGGAGAGGGCACGGGUCAAAUUUGGUUAAACAAUGUCAACUGUGAUGGGAAUGAAGAUUCAUUAGACCAAUGUCUACAUAAUAGUUGGGGAUCACAUUCUUGUUCACAUGGUGAUGACGCGGCUGUAGAGUGUCUAUCAACAGUUCGUAUAGUAGACGGAAAUGUUAUAAAUGAAGGAAGGGUGGAAAUAUAUCACGAAGGAAUAUGGGGAACAAUUUGCGAUGAUUCCUGGGGUAUUAACGAUGCAAAAGUUGUCUGUAUAAUGCUAGGAUUUCCUGGUGCAACGUCAGCUCCUGUGGAGGCCCACCAUGGGAUAGGGCUUGGUCAAGUAUGGCUAAGUAGCGUCUCUUGCUCAGGGGGUGAAAAAAGAUUGGAAGAUUGUAAUCACGGUUCCUGGGGGUCACAUCAUUGCACUCAUGCUAAAGAUGCCUCGGUACAUUGUCUUCCUACAGUUCGGCUAGUCAACAGUGGCGUAGCUCACAAAGGAAGAGUCGAGAUAUUUCAUGAUGGUUUAUGGGGAACUAUAUGUGGCUAUUACUAUUGGGACAUAAAUAAUGCGAAGGUUGUUUGUAAAAUGCUUGGCUUUCCUGACGUUCUAUCAGCACCCACGUCAUCAUUUUACGGACCAGGUACUGGCAAGAUUUGGCUUUAUGCUGUCCAGUGCACUGGAUAUGAAGCCACUUUAGAAGACUGCUACAACAAUGGUUGGGGAGACGUUAGUUCAUGCAAUCAUGGAUAUGAUGCAUCCGUUGAAUGUAUUUCAACUGUUCGUAUAGUAAGCGGCAAUGGAAUAAAUGAAGGAAGAGUAGAAAUAUAUCACGAAAAAGUAUGGGGUACAAUAUGCGAUGAUUCUUGGGAUAUAAAAGACGCCGAAGUUGUUUGUAGAAUGAUGGGAUUUCCGGAAGCAAAGUCUGCUCCUGUUCGAGCUUAUUAUGGGAAAGGGGUUGGUCAAAUAUGGCUGAGUAGCGUCUCUUGCACAGGGGAUGAACAAAGGUUGGAAGAUUGCAAUCACGGUUCUUGGGGAUCACAUCAUUGUAGCCAUGAGGAAGAUGCCUCCGUGCAUUGUCUUCUAACAGAUAUAAAACCCGGAAACUUUUGGAUCCUUGGAAUUGAAUUGGGAAUUAUGCUGAUCUUGUUGUUAAUUCCCAUGUGCAUGUAUAGAGGUUCAUUACAGAAAUUGCUCAAGGAUAUUGUUGAAACUACUCGUGAUGGUUUGAUAUUUUUGCCUAUGCUACCAUACAGAACUUAUAAAGCUUGCUGUAAAAAAGACGAUAAUCGAGUCACUUCGAUUCCUGCGCAACCACGACAGCUGACACGUGCAUCCACGGCAUCAGAAAUAAACAUUGACCAUGUGUAUUAUAUCCAACCAAGUCGAGAACCGGUAGCAUCCUCAGCUCCACCUGUAACAAACAAUACUCAGGAAAUUUCAGAAGACAGACUUUGUGUUAUCUGUCUAUCAGAAGAAAAGAAUGUUUUCUUUGGGCCUUGUGGUCACGUGUGUUGUUGUAAUGACUGCGGAAUGAGGAGUGAUGUAACAGAUUGUCCGGUUUGCAGAAACAGAAUUGAACAACGACAAAGAACAUUUUUAUAAAAGCAGAGUACAAAAACACAGAGACAUUUUACUUAACAUCAUAACAGAAAUUCUAUGCCUUGUGUUAUG
Messenger RNA from Styela clava, 2862 nucleotides. The record is from RefSeq and is a predicted model, not a curated record. Lineage: Eukaryota; Metazoa; Chordata; Ascidiacea; Stolidobranchia; Styelidae.